AAAGAGGAUGGGCCCAACUUUAGCCUCAACGGCGAGUUCUACAGACAAAUUAAAUUAAAUUUUAUUUGGAUCGAAUCAUAUCCAGAACUAGACUUAUCAAUUGGCCACCAAGUUAGGUAAUUUGAAUAGAUCACUGUAAGCCAUUGUAUAUUCUGAUAAAGCAUGUACAACCGACCUGAUUGAAGCUUUAUUUGACAUUUUCUUGGCAAGUGGUGUAAAAUUUGACUUAAGGCAGAGCAGUGGAUGAGAACAUAUGCGCAAAACACAUAUUUAAUUUUUAUUUCUCACUGCCUCUAAAAGACACCCUUAAGAAGAAAUUAUCUUUCACUAAAAUUUUUUUCAAGUUGCCGGUUUAUCUUUUUAUAGCCGCCAUUACUCAUAUUCAUUAUGUAUUCGAGUACCAUCAUUAUUACUUGAAAUGACAAUUCCGUCUGCGGUUGUCAUCCAUCACAGGAUAUAGUCUGGAUGGCAGGAUAAAAAAAUGCAGUAUAAAAAUGCUAGUUAUUUUUAUAUGUAGAUAGCAGCUUAUAGAUAUACAUAUGUAUAUACAUAUAUUUAAAGUAAAUGUACACGUAUGUACAUGUAUGUAUGUACAAACUCUCUUGGGUUAUGUAUGCUGAUGACAAUUGCCAUGUACCGGUGCUGGUAGCGUCGUAAGCACACAUACUGUUAUAAAAAAUCAGAAAGAAGAAACACAAAUUUCUACACAUGUUCCUCAAGCGCUUUAUAGUGCUGUUUUUCACUUUUUGCGAGCGUAUGAGUUUUACUAUUUUUCUACGAUUAACCGCAAAAUGUUGUAGUUGGGGGAGUGAGUUCAAUACACAUAUACAGGAGAGAAUUACUAAGUAUGUUGCAUAUGUAUGUGUGUAUGUGUGUAUGUGUCUCCGCGAGCAUUUUAAACUAAGCGCGAGAGUUUGUUUUGUUUAUCAAGCGCUCUCUGCAUGCUGAAGCACCGUUAGGAGUAUCGCUAGUAUUUUCCAACACACAAACAUAUGUUGUGUUCUCGUUCGCAUGUGUUGUUGGUGAAAAUGCCAUUUAACCAUAGCGCUAAUGGUGGUGGUGGUACGGCUGCUGUCUUUCGAGUACGACUCGUUGUUGGUGAGCGCAGGAUUUUCCACGCGAACGCAGCAGUAAUGCGCUCAGCUGGCUUCGCUCGGCUGGCAGCCUGCUCAUACGCUUCAUUGUGUCGAUUGCGUUGCUCGUGACAGGACGAUUCCGGAAAUAUAGACGGCAAAGCGCACGGUAGUGUAGCCCACAGAAAAAAAUUGUAGCAAGUUGUGGGAGUGUGAGGUGCAUUGGCAAAAGCUGAAUUGGGAGCAUUUUAACCCUAUAUAUGUAAUUAAAAAGUGUAAAUAAUAGCAAGUAUUCUUAGUGUAUAAGUAAAAUAUUUGUGAAAAAGUUAAUAAAUUAGUGUCUGAAAGCGAAAAAAUCGCAAUUGAAAAUUUUGAAUCAUAGCCACAGCGAAGGCAUGAAAAUUCGCUUAUAGCCAAUUUGCCAUUUUUUGUGUGUGUACCUAGUAUACGACGGAAGGAAAACUUCAGUUCAGCACCAGCGCGUGUAUGUGUGCGUAAGUAAACGCGUAAAGUAUAUGAAGUGUAUAUGUGUACAACGAAUAUGUAUUAGUGGUAGUUCACUAAGGAUAUAGAAGAAAAAAUUCUCUAUUAUAUGCAAAAAGAAAUAAAAUACAUACAUAUAAACAAAUUCUUUUUGGCGAAAGUUUUCGAAAAAUAUAUCAGAAAUUUUAAAAGUGUAAUUUGUGUAUAAUCAAAAAUACAAAGAUUUUACUAUGAAAAAAUAACAUAAAUCUACAGCUAAUACACACGUUCUACUCCCAGUGGAUUAAAACGCAAAAAUCAAUAAUUCGGAUUAGCCGCCUGCGUGAGGAUACAAACUGAAAAGAGAAUUCCAUGAAAAUGUACUAGAACCGAGCAACUAAACUUUAAACAGUGUUAAGUGAGAUAAAUCUACGAGUGCAAUCGUUAGUGCAAGAAUUUGUGUACAAAACUCGUAAAGUUCGAACCAGCGUAACAAAUACAAAACGCGUGCCACAUUGGCGGCGCGUUGCUCUUCCGAGCUGCAGCAGCAGCGGGGGCACUCGCAUUUUAACAGAACAACACGCGAUCUCGAAACAAUGCCCCGAAUAAACUCGCGUACUUCGUCCAAACGCUUGAAAAAUAUCGUAUCGCAUUUCUUCCAUAUGCCACUUUCAACGCCCCGCUUCAGCAUGUUGGACAUCGUUAUCAGCGCGCUGCUCAUGCAUAUUUGCGUUACGCAAGCGCACAUGACCGCAACUGCCAACGGCGAUGGCAUGUCGCAUGCGGUUGGAAUUUCGGCAGCAAAUGCUGCGCGCAUGUUAGCUGGCAGCGGUGCCACAGCCGGCAGUGAGUACUCCCUUGUACUGCCACAUGAUACCUAUCCCGGCUUUAGUAUUAAGCGAUUCAAGACAAUGCCAGUGAAUGAUUCCACCUCUGCGGAGGCCAAGAGCGCCUCGUCGUCAUCGACCACAGUUGGAGCGUAUCACAUGCUUGCCGGUGAUUACUCCAAAUACUUUACAGUACUCGACGAUGGUGUGGUUAUGACGACAUCAGACAUCUCGCCACUUGUUAAUCGCCCAGUGAAUCUCGUCGUAGUCGAGGAGACACCUAACUCCACCAAUACACAUAAUCUGCAGUUGUUUGUCAUGCAUCGCAGCGAUAUGUUGCGCUUCCCCGGCACCAUGCUGGAUGCCAGUGGGGAGGUGCGUGAGAAUCGACCCGCAGGCACACGUGUACGUGGCAUCCCAUUAAUGCAGGCGCUGAGCGGUGAUGCAGCUAUUGAAAAUAAUACCGGUGCGCCUAAGAAGGUGCGUUACACCAUCAUCGACGGCAAUGAUGAUGAGGCCUUUGCUCUGCAGGCGCGUAAGUCUGCUGAACACAGCGAUUUCAAUGUUGAGUCUAUUAUGGUAGAUAGUGAUGGAGCAACCGGUGUGUGGUUGGUCACCAAUCGUCCAUUGGAUCGUGAGUCGAAAGCGCACUACGACCUAUCGGUGCAGGCCUCAGAUAUAGAUGAACUUGAUAAGAUCAUCUCGAAAAUUCAGGUGACUGUGCUGGACGAAAAUGAUAACCACCCCAUAUUCAAGUCUACCGAAUACAAAUUCGCUAUAGCUGGUCAGAAGGGCACCAGCUUGGAGGGCAAUGCAACCACCACAUGGAAACGCUUCAGCAUACUGGGUAAAGUUGAAGCCACUGACGCAGAUGGUGAUAAGAUCGCCUACAGACUAAAUGCGCCUAGUAAUAUUGUCAUCAUUGUACCACAAACUGGUGAGAUUAUGUUGGCUGAUCAACCACAAACUUCCGAAUUGCUGAUCGAAGUAGAAGCGCACGAUUUGCGCUAUCCCAGUUUAGUGAGCAAGCAACCGGCUAAAGUAUUGCUGGAGUUUCUAGCGCCAGAACCGGUUUCUUUUAUAAUGCAACAUUUGGAGCACGAUGUCAUCAACGAGCACACACAUCAUCGCGAGAAACGUCGGGUAACGCGCGCGGUACGCCCGACUAAACGUAUCGAGUUUACUGAAGCGGAUGGCGAUACCGAAGGUAAAUCUGUCUUCCAGUUGGAGAAAGAGACCGAUAAGGAGACUUUUAAAAUACGCGACGACAAUCCAUGGGUGACUGUCGAAACAAAUGGCGCGGUCCGUGUGAAAAAGAAGUGGGACUAUGAAGAGCUGGGUCCAGAGAAAACAAUCGAUUUUUGGGUGAUCAUCACAAACACUGGACAACAUGUCUCAGACCUCAAGUACACCGACAAUCAGCGCGUCAUUAUUCAUGUAAAGGAUGUCAACGAUGAACCACCAUAUUUUAUAAAUCGUCCGCUGCCUAUGCAAGCCGUCGUACAACUUAAUGCUCCGCCCAAUACGCCAGUUUUUACACUGCAAGCUCGUGAUCCGGACACCGAUCAUAACAUACAUUACUUUAUAGUACGUGAUCGUACCGGUGGCCGUUUCGAAGUGGAUGAACGUUCUGGUGUCGUACGCACACGUGGCACUGAUCUCUUCCAACUGGAUAUGGAAUAUGUGUUAUAUGUUAAAGCUGAGGAUCAAAAUGGCAAAGUGGACGAUCGUCGUUUCCAGAGCACACCCGAAGAGCGUCUAUCUAUUGUGGGUGGCAAGCGAGCACCGCAAUUUUACAUGCCAAGCUAUGAGGCAGAGAUACCGGAAAAUCAGAAAAAGGAUUCAGACAUCAUCUCGGUGAAAGCGAAAUCUUUUGCAGAUCGAGAAAUACGCUACACGUUGAAGGCGCAAGGACAGGGUGCUGGUACAUUCAACAUUGGUCCGUCCUCGGGUAUUGUUAAGUUGGCGAAAGAAUUGGAUUUCGAAGAUUUACGACAGCCACACGUCUACUCGCUGAUAGUCACCGCCACCGAGGACUCGGGUGGCUUCUCCACAUCGGUUGAGUUAACAAUUCGCGUCACUGAUGUCAACGACAAUGCGCCGAAAUUUGAAUUGCCCGAUUACCAAGCGCAUAACGUCGACGAAGACAUACCGCUCGGCACAAGCAUACUGCGUGUCAAAGCAAUGGACUCUGACUCGGGUGCGAAUGCUGAAAUUGAAUAUCUCGUUUCCGACGAUCACUUUGCGGUCGAUUCCAAUGGCAUUAUUGUCAAUAAUAAACAACUCGAUGCUGACAACAACAAUGCCUACUAUGAAUUCAUUGUGACGGCAAAAGAUAAAGGUGAACCCUCCAAAUCUGGCACUGCCACUGUACGCGUCUACACGAAAAAUAAGAACGACGAGGAGCCAAAGUUCUCACAGCAAGUAUAUACACCGAAUGUGGAUGAAAAUGCUGGACCUAAUACGCUUGUCACCACCGUGGUGGCUUCCGAUAAAGAUGGUGAUAAUGUACGUUUCGGGUUUGUCGGUGGCGGUACAUCGUCGGGACAAUUCGUUAUAGAGGACAUAACGGGUGUGAUACGCUUACAUAAUAAGGCCAUUUCAUUGGAUCGUGACAAGUACGAGUUGAAUGUGACAGCAAUGGAUGACGGAUCGUGUUGUGUUAAUGGUGAUCAUACAAUACACACCACCACUGCUGUGGUUGUAGUCUUUAUUACGGACGUGAACGACAACAAGCCCGUGUUUAAGGAUUGUGGCACCUAUUAUCCAAAAGUGGAAGAGGGUGCACCCAACGGCAGUCCAGUGAUAAAAGUGGUCGCCACUGAUGAGGACAAAGGCGUGAAUGGACAGGUCAAAUACUCAAUCGUGCAACAGCCGAAUCAGAAAGGCACGAAAUUUACUGUCGACGAGGAGACCGGCGAAGUGUCAACCAACAAAGUGUUCGAUCGCGAAGGUGACGAUGGUAAAUUCGUGUCUGUAACUGUAAAGGCAACCGAUCAGGGGGAGCCCAGCUUGGAGGGUGUAUGCUCGUUUACAGUGGAAAUCACAGAUGUUAAUGACAACCCACCGCUGUUUGAUCGACAGAAAUAUGUGGAAAAUGUGAAACAAGAUGCAAGCAUUGGCACUAAUAUUUUACGUGUCUCCGCCUCAGAUGAGGACGCCGAUAAUAACGGUGCUAUCGUUUACAGUUUAAGUGCGCCAUUUAAUCCCAACGACUUGGAAUACUUCGACAUUCAAGCUGAAUCGGGUUGGAUCGUGCUGAAGAAGCCACUUGACCGCGACCGUUAUCGUUUACGGGUGCGCGCCUCGGAUCGUGGUGAACCACCAUCCUAUGCCGAUGUCGAUGUUGAAUUAGACGUAGUCGACCGCAAUAACAAGCCGCCAAUUUGGGAUAAGAGCAUAUACGGUCCAAUACAUAUUCGCGAAAAUGUCACUGUGGGUACGGUUGUAACAUCGGUGAAGGCAAGUUCGGGUAUUGAAGGCAAUCCGACUGUUUUCUAUCGUCUAAUGCCUGGGUCGACAGCACAGACCAAUAAGUUUCAUACGUUUUACUUGCAACAAAGACCGGAUAAUGGGGAUACUUGGGCCGAUAUAAAGGUGAAUCAUCCGCUGGAUUACGAAAGCAUAAAGGAGUACAAUUUGACGAUACGUGUGGAGAACAAUGGCGCCCAACAAUUAGCAUCCGAGGCGACCGUCUACAUUAUGCUGGAGGAUGUAAACGAUGAGAUACCAUUGUUUACGGAGCGUGAACAGGAGACCGUGCUGGAAGGUGAACCCAUUGGCACAAAAGUGACGCAAGUGAAUGCCAUUGACAAGGAUGGCACAUUUCCAAAUAAUCAGGUCUAUUACUACAUUGUCGACUCACCGCGCAACGAAGGCAAAGAGUUCUUCGAAAUCAACCUGCAGAGUGGCGAAAUCUUCACCAAAACCGUAUUCGACAGAGAGAAGAAAGGCGCCUAUGCGUUGGAGGUGGAAGCGCGCGAUGGUGCGCCCUCAGCACGACCCAACAGCAAUGGACAACCCAAUUCAGUGACCAAAUUUAUACGCAUUGGCAUCGCCGAUAAGAACGACAACCCGCCCUACUUCGACAAGUCGCUCUACGAAGCGGAAGUGGAUGAAAACGAAGAUAUACAACACACAGUGCUGACCGUUACAGCCAAAGAUCACGACGAAUCUUCGCGUAUACGUUACGAAAUUACGAGUGGCAACAUUGGUGGCGCUUUCGCUGUGAAAAAUAUGACUGGUGCCAUUUAUGUGGCUGGCGCUUUGGACUACGAAACUCGACGAAGGUAUGAGCUGCGUUUAGCCGCUUCCGAUAACUUGAAGGAAAACUAUACGACCGUCAUAAUUCAUGUUAAGGAUGUCAACGAUAAUCCACCAGUUUUCGAACGCCCCACCUAUCGCACGCAAAUCACCGAAGAGGAUGACCGCAAUUUGCCGAAACGUGUGCUUCAGGUCACCGCCACCGAUGGAGAUAAGGAUCGUCCUCAGAAUAUUGUUUACUUUUUGACAGGUCAAGGUAUCGAUCCGGAUAAUCCUGCCAAUAGUAAAUUCGAUAUAAACCGCACCACGGGAGAAAUAUUCGUGCUUAAGCCGCUGGAUCGUGAUCAACCGAAUGGCCGUCCACAAUGGCGUUUCACAGUUUUCGCACAAGACGAAGGUGGUGAAGGCCUCGUCGGUUAUGCUGAUGUCCAAGUGAAUUUGAAAGAUAUUAACGAUAAUGCGCCGAUAUUCCCACAAGGCGUAUACUUUGGCAAUGUCACAGAGAACGGUACUGCCGGUAUGGUGGUGAUGACAAUGACAGCUGUCGACUACGAUGAUCCAAAUGAGGGAUCCAAUGCAAAGCUUGUGUAUUCCAUUGAGAAGAAUGUAAUUGAGGAGGAAACGGGUUCGCCGAUCUUUGAAAUUGAACCUGAUACUGGUGUUAUAAAAACGGCAGUCUGUUGUUUGGAUCGUGAGCGCACACCGGAUUAUUCAAUACAAGUUGUCGCCAUGGAUGGCGGAGGGUUAAAGGGCACGGGGACGGCUUCCAUACGUGUGAAAGAUAUUAACGAUAUGCCGCCGCAGUUUACGAAAGACGAGUGGUUUACGGAGGUGGACGAAACGGAUGGCACAACGUUGCCCGAGAUGCCUAUACUCACGGUGACAGUGCACGAUGAGGAUGAAACGAAUAAGUUUCAGUACAAAGUGAUCGACAACAGCGGUUAUGGCGCUGAUAAGUUCACAAUGGUGCGCAAUAACGAUGGCACAGGUUCACUGAAAAUUGUGCAGCCACUAGAUUAUGAAGAUCAGUUGCAAAGCAAUGGUUUUCGCUUUCGCAUACAAGUCAACGACAAGGGUGAGGACAAUGACAACGAUAAAUACCAUGUGGCCUACUCAUGGGUUGUGGUAAAACUGCGUGAUAUUAACGACAACAAACCGCACUUCGAACGCGCCAAUGUAGAAGUAUCCGUAUUUGAAGACACGAAGGUUGGUACAGAACUAGAAAAGUUCAAGGCUACAGAUCCCGAUCAAGGCGGUAAGAGCAAAGUUUCCUAUUCGAUUGAUCGUUCUUCGGAUCGGCAGCGACAAUUCGCUAUUAAUCAAAAUGGCUCGGUGACAAUACAACGUUCAUUGGAUCGCGAAGUUGUACCAAGACAUCAAGUGAAAAUAUUGGCAAUCGAUGAUGGUUCACCACCGAAAACUGCAACUGCCACACUGACUGUAAUUGUUCAGGAUAUCAACGAUAACGCGCCGAAAUUCUUAAAGGAUUAUCGGCCUGUGCUGCCAGAGCAUGUGCCACCAAGGAAGGUCGUUGAAAUAUUGGCUACAGACGAUGAUGAUCGUUCAAAGAGCAAUGGUCCGCCAUUCCAAUUCAGACUAGAUCCCAGUGCUGAUGACAUAAUACGUGCGUCUUUCAAGGUGGAACAAGAUCAGAAGGGCGCCAACGGCGAUGGCAUGGCUGUAAUCUCUUCGCUGCGUUCCUUCGAUCGUGAGCAACAGAAAGAGUACAUGAUUCCAAUUGUGAUCAAGGAUCACGGCUCUCCCGCAAUGACCGGCACCAGCACACUCACCGUCAUCAUUGGCGACGUAAACGAUAAUAAAAUGCAGCCUGGAUCCAAGGAUAUUUUCGUGUACAAUUAUCAAGGCCAAUCACCGGAUACACAAGUUGGACGCGUAUAUGUGUAUGAUCUGGAUGAUUGGGAUUUGCCAGACAAGAAAUUCUAUUGGGAAACGCAAGAACAUCCACGUUUCAAGUUGGACGAGGAUUCGGGAAUGGUAACAAUGCGCGCUGGCACACCUGAGGGACGUUAUUAUUUACGCUUCAAGGUAUACGAUCGCAAACACACACAAACCGAUGUGCCUGCCAAUAUUACGGUGACAGUGCGUGAGAUCUCGCAUGAGGCGGUAAUCAACUCAGGUUCUAUACGUGUCUCUGGCAUCACAGAUGAAGAUUUCAUACGAGUCUGGAAUUAUCGCACGCAGAGUUUAAGUCGCUCGAAAUUGGAUCGUUUCCGUGACAAGUUGGCCGAUUUGCUGAAUGCGGAUCGCGAGAACGUAGAUAUAUUUAGUGUACAACUUAAGCGUCGACACCCGCCACUAACCGAUAUACGGUUCUCCGCGCAUGGGUCGCCUUACUACAAACCAGUGCGUCUAAAUGGUAUAGUACUCAUGAACCGUGAGGAGAUUGAGAAAGAUGUCGGCUUCAACAUCACCAUGGUUGGCAUUGAUGAAUGCUUGUAUGAAAAUCAGAUGUGUGAGGGCUCCUGCACAAAUACAUUGGAUAUCAGCUCUUUGCCUUACAUGGUUAAUGCGAAUAAGACUGCCUUGGUGGGUGUGCGCGUAGACACUCUUGCUGAGUGCACUUGCGGCGCACGUAACUUCUCAAAACCUGAGUCUUGUCGCAACACUCCUUGCUACAAUGGUGGACGUUGUGUAGAUACGCGGUUUGGUCCGCACUGUUCCUGCCCAGCUGGCUAUAACGGUCCACGCUGUCAACAAACAACACGCAGCUUCCGAGGCAAUGGUUGGGCUUGGUACCCGCCACUUGAAAUGUGUGAUGAAUCACAUUUAAGUUUGGAGUUCAUAACCAGGAAACCGGAUGGUCUUUUCAUUUACAAUGGACCCAUCGUCCCACCAGAACGCGAAGAAAUGAUUAUUACUGAUUACAUAGCGCUCGAAUUGGAGCGUGGUUAUCCACGUUUGCUUUUGGAUUUCGGUUCCGGUACGCUAGAGCUGCGCGUCAAAACGAAAAAGUCACUUGACGAUGGCGAAUGGCAUCGCAUCGACAUAUUUUGGGAUACAGAAAAUGUACGCAUGAUUGUAGAUUUCUGCAAAUCGGCAAAUAUUACUGAAAUGGAAGAUGGCUCGCCACCCGAAUUUGACGAUAUGUCCUGCCAAGCGCGUGGCCAAAUACCGCCGUUCAAUGAAUACUUGAAUGUUAAUGGACCACUACAGGUGGGUGGAAUAUACCGCGACCUCUUCGAUCCAUCACUAUAUUUCUGGCAUUACGCGCCCAACGCCAAAGCUUUUGAUGGCUGCAUACGAAAUUUGGUAUUUAAUUCGAAGCUCUAUGACCUGGCCCAUCCAGGACUAUCACGCAAUAGUGUAACUGGUUGUCAACAAACGGAAGAAGUUUGCUCUCAAUCAGAGCAGACGGCACGCUGCUGGGAACAUGGCAACUGUGUUGGCUCACUUUCAGAAGCACGCUGCCAAUGUCGUCCCGGCUGGACGGGACCAGCUUGCAAUAUACCCACCAUACCGACCACCUUCAAGCAGCAGAGUUACGUUAAGUAUGCGCUCAGCUUUGAACCGGAUCGUUUCAGCACACAAAUACAAUUACGCUUCCGUACACGUGAGCAACACGGCGAACUGUUUCGUGUUUCGGACCAACAUAACCGCGAAUAUGGAAUUUUAGAAAUUAAGGAUGCGCGUCUACACUUCCGCUACAAUCUCAAUUCACUGCGUACGGAGGAGAAAGAUUUAUGUUUAAAUGCAGUCGCGGUGGACGAUGGUCAAUGGCAUGUUGUACGCAUUAAUCGUUAUGGUUCGGCAGCUACCCUGGAGCUGGAUGGCGGCGAAGGCCGACGUUACAAUGAGACUUUCGAAUUUGUGGGUCACCAGUGGCUACUGGUCGACAAGCAGGAGGGUGUAUAUGCUGGCGGUAAGGCCGAAUAUACGGGCGUGCGCACGUUUGAAGUAUAUUCGGAUUACCAAAAGAGCUGCCUGGACGACAUCAGGCUUGAGGGUAAACAUUUACCCUUACCACCCGCAAUGAAUGGCACGCAAUGGGGUCAAGCGACUAUGGCGCGUAAUUUGGAAAAGAAUUGUCCCUCUAAUAAACCUUGUUCCAACGUCAUCUGCCCGGAGCCGUUCGAAUGUGUGGAUCUGUGGAACGAAUAUGAGUGCACUUGCGGUGAAGGACGCGUCAUGUCGCCAGAUGCCAAAGGCUGCAUGGACCGUAACGAAUGCCUGGACCUGCCAUGUCUGAAUGGUGCCACUUGCAUCAAUUUGGAUCCACGUCUGCGUUACCGAUGCAUCUGUCCGGACGGCUUCUGGGGCGAGAAUUGCGAAUUGGUGCAAGAGGGACAGACGCUCAAGUUGAGCAUGGGCGCACUGGCGGCCAUAUUGGUUUGCCUGCUGGUCAUACUGAUUCUGGUGCUUGUGUUCGUUGUUUAUAAUCGCCGUCGCGAGGCGCAUAUUAAAUACCCCGGCCCGGAUGAUGACGUGCGAGAGAAUAUUAUCAACUACGAUGACGAGGGUGGCGGCGAGGACGAUAUGACUGCAUUCGAUAUUACACCGCUGCAAAUACCAAUCGGCGGGCCAAUGCCACCCGAGCUGGCGGCCAUGAAAAUGCCAAUAAUGUAUCCGGUGAUGACGCUAAUGCCCGGCCAGGAGCCAAACGUGGGCAUGUUCAUUGAGGAGCACAAAAAGCGCGCCGAUGGUGACCCAAAUGCACCGCCCUUCGAUGACUUACGCAACUACGCUUAUGAAGGUGGCGGCAGCACAGCCGGCUCGCUGAGUUCGCUGGCCUCUGGCACUGAUGAUGAGGCGCACGAGUAUGAUUACUUGGGCUCAUGGGGGCCGCGCUUCGGCAAGCUGGCCAACAUGUACGGCGAUGAAGUGAACGCUGCAGCUGCACACCCCGAAUUAGGAUUGUAAAAACACAGAGGACACAAAAGGAAACAAAUUCAAUAAGUACAGUGAAAGCAGCGAAACACACACAAAAAAAUAAAGACGAAAGUGAAAAUGAAAAUGAAUAUAAGGAUCAUUAAGUAAAAUAUAAAGAGCGAAAGAUUUGAGUGGAAACUAAAUAAAAUUAAAUAUAAAAUAGUGUAGUGCAACCAAAGAUAGAAGUGAGAAUAAAAAUCUGAAGUAGAAGUGAUUGAGGAAAGGAGCUCGCGAAAAGAAAACCAGCAAAUUAUUGAAAAUUAAAUUUGCGGCGACAAAAAUGGCAUUUGUAAAAAAUACUCAUCCCCAUACUAAUUUUAUAUAAGACUACUACUGUACGCUAAAUUUAGGAAUUUAGGCAGAAAACAAGUUAAGAAAGGCAAACUAAAGACAAAAUCAGCAAGGCAUGCCGAGUCGCCAUACUAAACUGUUAUAUUAAACUUGCUGAAAACUUGCGACCGCGAAAUAUAAAUGUUAAUGAAACCAAAGUAUUUAAAUUUAAGCUGAGAAGAAAAACAAAAACACAUACACAAAAAACACACAUGGAAAUAGUAGACGAAAAAAGUACAUGAACAUAUUAUACUCAUCACUAGUUUUUUAAGUACUGUACAUUUCCUUUUUGAUAUUAUUUAUUACUAUUACAAAUACAUUUAACUACUUAAGGUGUAUACUUAAAAUUUAGAUUUAGUUAAACGUUACACAGUGUACGUGGGUGCAGUGCAAGCAGUACUGCAACUUGUUGCUUGAGAUUUCAAUAGUAGCAGCUAAAGAAAAGUUCAGGUGAGAUACAUUAGUAAUUGCAUAUGUCAAAAGUGUCAGUGUGUUUUGACCUUAAUAUUGCACGCAGACAAGCAUAUUUAAUAGUUAAAGCAUUUUUUGGAUAAUAAACCACGACGAAAAGAUCAAUUCAAUAGCAACGACAAGCAGUUAUAGGCCGGAAUUGAGUUUAACUUUGCAUAUGUAUUAUAAAUAAUACAUAUACAAGUUAUUGUAUAUAUAUAUUGGGCAGUGAUUGUUGGGAAUUUAUUGAAGAAGAAGUUAAAUCUUGUUGAUAUAUCUCAAUUUUUAGGGAAAAUUAAAGAUUUCGAAGGAGAUUAACUAUAUUUUGAGAGUAGCUAACGACUCGCUUGAAAAGUAUAUACCACGAACUAAUUUUUAUAAAACCUUCAACUCAUUUUCCUGUCUGAACAGAAUACUUCCAGUUAACGCCUCUUAGACAGAAUUGGUAUAAUUAUAGUUGGCCUCCAAUUGAGAUCCUUCUGCAAUUAUAGCAAAUAUUUUUUAAUGUUUAGCAAUAUUUAGUAGGCACAUUUAAGCUGCCGCAUUUUUUCUGCAGUAAUUGCUUUUGAUUCUUCCAGUCUAUGAUAAUAGCAUAAUCAUAUAGACUGGUUUAAUCAAAUGAGAGUAGAUAAGCAAACAGUUACACCGCAUGAGCUACUGCACUGAGUUCUUUUUGCUAGUAAAUGUUGACAUCGAGAGUGUUCUACUUACAGAGUACAGGCGAAGUUGCCUAAAUUCUCCUAACUACCUUUGCAUAAGUGACUCCCUAGUUAAUCGUGCAUUUUAAGGUGAUCCCUAUUAUUUUAUUAUUUAUGCUUUGAAUUCCUCGUCUACAGCACUUUUAGGCCAAAAGACACAAAACGUACCCACACACACACAUACUCAAAGACACCGUCAUAUAUAUACUUGUUGUGUAUGUGUUUUAUGUGCAUGUUUACAACAAAAUAAAAAAAAAAAAAAACAUAAACAAAAAAGGCAAAUUAGGCGAAAUGAGUUAAUGUUGAGCGUAAGUGAAAAUGUGUGUAUGCAUUAAAAUUAAUUAAUUAUUACUUCACUUUUUAUGUAGACGUAAUUAUAUCAAUUAAACCGUAUAAUUAAUUAUAAAAACAUAAAAGAAAUUUAAGUAACAUGAAUACCCAAAGACUGUUUUCGUUCCAUCAAAUAUGUGAAAGUGAACAACACGCAUACAUGCAUACUUAACUUUAAUUAAUUAUAAAAACUGGAAUGAAAAGUUGUACUAUUUGAAUAAGUAAAAAUAAAGAAAAUAAAUUAUAAAAUUUGUGGAAAUUAAAAAAAAAAUUGAAAACUUCUUUUUUUACACAGCAAAAACAAAUAUCGUAGAAAAAUAUAGGAACACUGAUUGGAAAACUAAGCUUGUGCUUUGAGGGGGCGGAGGCUGAGUAAUUGACGGCAACAGCCAACUCGUAUGGAUAAAUUUGAAACAAAUGUUUUUAUUUACGUCUCUUCUGAAAUAAUAUUUUUGCAAAUAUUAGAAAAUCUUAAUUUCGAACUUAAGCUGCCCUCUCGAACACAACCGCACAAUCGAUGGUGAACAUGUUGAAACAUAGUAGAAAUAUGAGAGCUGAAUUAAAUAGCGAAAACAAAAACUAGAAGCUCCAGCAAAGUCUCCUUCAUACUAACAAAUCACUAACAUAAACUUAAUUAAGCAAAUUCGCAUAGCAGUGAACACAUUUAAUUAGACAAACUUGUAUUACGAAAAUGAUUACAAGGAAAAGUGAAAAACCAACUAAUUAACGCAAAACAAUGAAAAUGUAAACGUAAAAAUUACCUUUAGGUGAACUUAGCGCAAUUGAAGUAAAUCAUAAAAAAUGAAUAUGAUGAAAACGUAAAAGUAAAAUUUAUAUAUAAACGAAUGCAAUUAAUUAUGAGGUGCAUGUGAAUGCACUGAAAUUGAUUUAAAUAAACUGGCAAGCAUUGUAAAUAGUUUUAGCAUGUAAAAGACGCAAGAUGCGCAGACAGCCAAGGCGGAGAGGGGCUGUUUGUUUGUGUUUGGCACUAGUGUAUUAUGACGUAAUUGAAAUAGUGUUUGAAUAUAAUUACAAACAAGUAAGAAAUAUAUGAAAAAAACUAAUGGUUUUAAAUAGGACACACGUAAACCAAAAGAAAAAAUUAUUGAAUUAAGCAGAAAAAUAAUAAAUGAAACAGUAUUUAUAUGUUAAAAAACAAAAGUGAAUUAAAUAGAUUUUAGUGAAAAUGGGGAGACAAAAUCUAGAAUUUAAAGUACACUUAAUUAAAGAAAAAACAUCAAAAUAUCUCACUAAACGACUUCAACUGCAUGUGAAAAAUGCUGUUGAAAUGGAAUAACCAAUAAAUAAGGCGAAAAGUUGAAGUAAUGAAAAUAUUUGUGAAAACAAAAAUCGUAGGAAUAACACGAUAAACACGUAAAACAACAACACAACGCUAAUGGCGGCAAUUCAUACAAAUAAACACAUGACUAGAGAAGAAAGAAAAACACUUAACAAAUGAUAACAGCAGAAUGAAAUUAGGAUAAAAACUUAUUAAAAUACAGUUAAAACUCGUGCAUAGAAGUAAAAGUAUUUUCAGUUGAAAUUCCAACAUAAGGAGAAACUAUAAAAGGAAAAUGAAAUAAAAAAUCGGUUCAGUUUUAAAACCUAAUUCUUCAGGCUAUAUUCGGAGAAUUGAAACGAAUGCAAAAAUAAUUGAGUAGUAUAUUGAGUAUUAAUUAUUAUUUUUUACUAGUAGGGAUAUUUUCCUUAAUUUUAUGUGUCGAGCUACCAAAUAAAAAUUGAUUUUAAUUUUAAUAUUUUUUUUUUAAUUUAACUGAUAUUUUACUUGACAACUUUCAAUUAACUAUGUUAUCAAAUAAUCCCCUUUAUUAGAGGGAAGUUACCAACAAUUCUUGUUGAGCAUCACCACAUCGUUUGUAUAUUACCAUUUACAAUACAUUUGUAAAAGUUUUUAAUUUUGUCGUUCUUUAAUGAUAAGAUUUACAUAUAGAAAAUUAGCUUCAGCUAAAUCACACCCAGUGCAAUUUACCAUUUAUAUACACACAUACAUACAUAUAAUGAAUACAAAUAUUUAUACACCAAACAUUUUACAUAUACUUUAAUGGUAGGUAAGUUAUAGGACAUACAAGCAUACAAACACUUACAUACAUAUACUCCAUAUACCUACAUAAUAUAAUAAAAAACAUAUAAAAAAAUAUUUAUCCCCAAACUGCGUUUGCACACAUA
Molecule: messenger RNA, 15507 nt
Organism: Zeugodacus cucurbitae (melon fly)
Lineage: Eukaryota; Metazoa; Arthropoda; Insecta; Diptera; Tephritidae
Gene: CadN
Product: neural-cadherin
Exons: 22
Coding region: 2132-11503 (3123 amino acids)
Biological process (GO): homophilic cell-cell adhesion
Cellular component (GO): cell-cell junction; catenin complex; plasma membrane
Molecular function (GO): calcium ion binding; cadherin binding
Source: RefSeq, a predicted model, not a curated record